AUGAAUACACAAAUUAAAGCAACGAGACAACCAUUAUCUCAAAUUGAUUUCAAUCAAGAUCUAGAGAAUUGUGGCACAACACCUAAACAUAAAUAAUUCAAAACUGCUAUUACACUCAAUAGUGAUUAUAAAAAUAAUCAAAAUUACAAUGUGCAAUUCAAGGUCAAAUAAUAAAAUCAGACUAUGGAUUAAGUGAGUAUCAACAAUGCCAGCAGACUUAAUGAGAAUAAUGCAAUUUUCAUGAGUCCAGCUCCACUUCGCAGAAAUACUCAAUUUCAAAUACAAUAAUAAUAAUAACAAUAGAUUACUUCCCCUUUAUAGAAGAACUAUAGUUAGAAGCACUUUUAACCAAAUUCUCCAAUUACUAAACCUAACAUCUAAUUUAGAGGGGUUUCUCAAUAACCUUUUAAUUAAAAUGUGUCUCAUACAACAACUCAAAAGUUAGAAUCUGAUGUGCAAAUUUUGAAGAAUCAGAAUCAUGCAUUACAAUAAUAAAUAUUUUAGUUAGAGUCUAGUAUUUAGAGAGGAAAUAGCACUCAAUUCAUUAAGGAAUUAGAAAACAAAAUUUUAAUGCUUUCAAAAUUAAACGAAAAAUUAAAUCUGGAUAAUUAGCAAUUACUAAAAAUUAGUGAUGCUGAAUAACUCAGAAAAGAGAAGGAUUAAUAGACUAAAAAAAUAGAGGAAUUGGAGAGUCAAUAUGACAACUUAUUAUAAUAAUUUGAGUAGUUUGAUUGUUAGAAAUUGAAUGAAUUAGAGUAAAUGAAUCAAGAAAAUAAGAUAGAAAAUUUAGUAGUUGAUUUGGAAGAUAAGAUUACUGGAUUGAUAAUUGAGAAUGAAAAACUGAAUUAAUAGAUUUAAGAAGGAAUGAAAAUUGAUUAAAACAUUGAACAAUUAUAGUUAGAAGUGUAACAACACUAGAUUGCAUAUUAAAAGUUGAAACACGAGGAGGUUUAAUAUAGAUUUAAAUUUGAUACUGCAAACUAUGAUGAAAAAGUAAGCAGGAGACAUCAACAACACGAUAGUAGUAGAGACAAAGUAAUCGAAAAUAUUAAACUCUUGGAAGAAGAGAACUCAAAUUUAAGAGGGUUAAUAAGAGAUGUUGAUUACGAGGAGGAGAUUAAGGACAUGGAGGAUAGGAUUCGAGUGAUAGCCUAGGAUAAUAAAAAGUUGGAGAUGCAAUUGCUGUCAAAAUGAUAUAUAUAAUGUUUCGGCUUAUUUCAAAA
Molecule: messenger RNA, 1223 nt
Organism: Paramecium tetraurelia
Lineage: Eukaryota; Ciliophora; Oligohymenophorea; Peniculida; Parameciidae
Exons: 3
Source: RefSeq, a predicted model, not a curated record